AUGGAUCCAUUGAAGAAAAAUCACACCUUAAGCUCUGAGUUUAUUAUCUUAGGCUUUGGGGACCUGGCUGAACUGCAAUUCUUCUUUUUUGGAUUCUUUCUAAUUAUGCAUCUCUUCACCCUAGUGGGGCAUACAACUAUUGUGCUUAUUACCCUCAUUGACACCUGUCUCCAGACCCCCAUGUAUUUCUUUCUCCGGAAUCUAUCUGCUAUUGAAAUUUGCUAUAUAUUAGUUAUUGUCCCUAACAUGCUGGCCAAUUUCCUGUCCAGAAACCAGCGAAUGCCCUUCCUGGGCUGUGCCCUGCAAAUGCUCCUCUUCAUUGGCCUGGGUGGGGCCGAAUGUUUCCUCCUAGCUGCAAUGGCUUAUGACCGCUUUGUGGCCAUUUGCAACCCCCUGCGAUACACACUCAUUAUCACCAGAGGCCUCUGUUUGCAGAUGUUGGCUUUGGCCUUCAUCAGUGGUUUCACACUCUCGCUUACCCUUACCACACUGAUAUUUCUCCUGCCCUUUUGUAAAUCCCAUGUGAUCAAUCACUUCUUCUGUGACAUUCCUGCUGUUUUAUUCCUGGCCUGCUCUGACACACGAGCCAAUGAGAUUGCUGUAUUCCUCGUAUGCAUGCUAAUCCUGUUGAUUCCCUUCUUACUGAUCUUGUUCUCUUAUGGAUUUAUUAUUGUUGCCAUCCUCAGAAUCCACUCAGCUGAGGGAAGAAGCAAAGCCUUCUCCACCUGUGCUGGCCACCUGCUGGUCUCUAUUCUGCACUAUGGCUGUGCAAUAUUUAUCUACAUUCGCCCCAAAUCUUGCUAUACCCCAGAACAGGACAAGAUUGUGUCUUUAAUUUAUACCAAUGUAACCCCCAUGCUCUAUCCUAUAAUCUAUACUCUGAGGAACAAGGAAGUCAAGGGCGCCCUCAAGAGGCUCUUGGUUAGCCACAACGGAUAA
This is a messenger RNA of Jaculus jaculus (lesser Egyptian jerboa), 939 nucleotides long. Its product is annotated as olfactory receptor 10V1-like. NCBI's taxonomy places the organism in Eukaryota, Metazoa, Chordata, Mammalia, Rodentia, Dipodidae. Gene Ontology annotation, biological process: G protein-coupled receptor signaling pathway. Gene Ontology annotation, cellular component: membrane. Bases 1 to 939 code for a protein of 312 amino acids. The transcript has a single exon. Gene Ontology annotation, molecular function: olfactory receptor activity; G protein-coupled receptor activity. The record is from RefSeq and is a predicted model, not a curated record.